Molecule: messenger RNA, 1548 nt
Organism: Annulohypoxylon maeteangense
Lineage: Eukaryota; Fungi; Ascomycota; Sordariomycetes; Xylariales; Hypoxylaceae
Product: thymidylate kinase-domain-containing protein
Exons: 3
Coding region: 250-1479 (409 amino acids)
Biological process (GO): dTTP biosynthetic process; dTDP biosynthetic process; dUDP biosynthetic process
Cellular component (GO): cytoplasm; nucleus; cytosol
Molecular function (GO): ATP binding; dTMP kinase activity
Source: RefSeq, a predicted model, not a curated record
GAAGACCAGUCAACGACCCCCCACCCCUUUCUGAGAUCCGGACGUGCUCGACAUCCAAUCGACAUUCGCGGAGGUAUUAAACCCUCACACCGGAGUAUAUGUAAUUGGCUCUUCCCUUUUUUUCGCUUUUUAAUAUCGACGUACUACCCUACCUGCGAAUCGACUGGCCGGCAGAACGGCGCUUUUCUAUUCGCUACAAUCUGAUACCCACCCCCCUUACCUUAAAAGAAGGCGCGCCGCAUCGCAGAGAUGGCGUCGAUUAAUGAUCUUGCGACUGCGGCGACUAUUGCUUCGUCGGUUGUUGCUUUGAGAUCUGAGGAAUUACCUACUUCUACUGCUACUACUACUGCUGGUGCUGCUGGUGCUGGUGAUAGUACUGCUGCUGUUGGCAAUACCAGGGAUAUCCCCGCGGAAGCGAGUACGACAAACGAGAUGUCGCAGACACAGAAAACCGCCGCGGACCGCGAGGACGGCGAUUCCAUCACCGUGGCCACAGGCGCUCCGCCGCCCGUCCUCGCGGCGCCUGUCAUCGAUCCCGACCCCGCGCGCGCGCAGAUCCCGCUGCCGCCUCCCGUGGAGGGGCUCAGCGAGGUUGGGUCUACAGCUGAUGAUGGGGAGGCGGGCGGUGUGGAAGGGGUUGGUGGUGAGGAGGAGGGGGAUAGGGAUGGGGAUGCGAUGGAUGGGGUUGAGAGGGGCGAUCCGGUGCGCGGCGCGUUUGUCGUGUUCGAGGGCAUGGAUCGCGCGGGUAAGACUACGCAGGCGAAGUUGUUGCAGCAGAGGUGUGUGGAGAGUGGACGCGAGGUACGGUUUAUGCGGUUUCCUGAUCGGACAACGCCGAUCGGACUGAUGAUCGACUCGUAUCUUAAGGGCGAGACCGAGGUCGAGGACCAUGUUAUUCAUCUGUUGUUUAGCGCGAACCGCUGGGAGGCGGUUAAGAAAAUCAAGGCGGAAUUGGAAGCCGGCCAUACGAUUAUUUGCGACCGCUUUUACCAUAGCGGCAUCGUGUACAGUGCCGCCAAGAACAUCAAAUCCCUAAGUCUGUCUUGGGCUAAGGCUCCUGAGGUUGGGCUACCGAGACCCGAUAUAGUGCUGUUCCUUGACCUCGACGAGGAAGUGGCGCGCGAACGCGGUGGUUGGGGUGGAGAGGUGUAUGAGAAGGGUGAAAUGCAGCGGCGCGUUCGAGAUCUUUUCUGGGGCCUUAGUAUGGGGGAUCUCGGCAGCGCUGUGGGCAACAGUGGCACUUCGACUAAGGUCCCGAGGAGAGGGGACGUUGAGAGACUUGGGAAUGGAUCGGGUAGAGGAGGGGAUAGUGCGACGAACGAGGAGGGCGAGUUCAGACAGGAGGAAGAGGAUAUUCAGAUCGUGGAUGCGGAUCUGGAUGUUGAGAGCUUGUCUGAAAAGGUCUGGGAACAUGUCUUACCUCGGCUAGAGUCAGUGGAGAGAGGAGAGGUUGGCAGAACGGUUAGGACGGUGCGAUAAUGUGUAUUUUUUAUUAUUAACACUCUAUGCAGUUAUGCACCUCAGUACUAAUCUAAAAAGUAUCAACAA